GGUCGAAAAUGGCUUCCAUUCCCUUCCUUUUCGUUGGGAAAACAGUAAGGCUGGGCAAAGAAAGAAAGAAAAGCUUUUUUAGCAGCUAGCCAUGGAGCAGUAAAGCUGAAGCAGACGGAUCACGCACGGGCUCACGGGCAUAAAUUCGCGCAACCGCCCGCGGAUUCAAGCCGCUCAUAUGCGUUCCAUGCGCGCGCGCGCCGACGCCGACGCCGACGCCUCCGUCCGUCCGUCCUCGCGCCGCAUGUGAGCGUGACCGCCUCCGUCCUUCCUCCUCCAGCCCUCCGUCUCUAUCCGUAGCAGCUAGUGAUCUACCCGUGCCCCCUUCUCGGAGCGGCGACCCGUGGGCUGCUUGACGUACGGCGGCGGCGGGGAUUGAAUGGGGUCGCCGACGCCGCCGCCGCCACCGACGCCGACGUCACGGGCGAGCUGUUACUCGGUGCGGCUCCACCGGAGGCGGGCGGUGGCGGGGUUAAGAAGGAGGCAGCAGCCGCGGGGCAAGAUGAAGCUCAUGUACUUCCUCAUGGACGGGGAGGGGGAGGAGCAGCGGUGCCGGGCGGAGGAGCUCCGGCUGGAGGUGUCGGAGCUGGAGGCCGUGCUGGCCAAGGAGGAGCGCCUCAGCCGCGUCCUCCGCUGCUCCCUCCAGCCCGGCCGCGCCCUCGCCUCCUGCCGCUGCUGCCUCUCCGCCCACCUCGUUCCCGCCAAGAUCAGGGGGCUCCUCGCGGAGCUGGCGAUUGUGGAGGACGAGAUAUUCUAUCUCGAGAAGAGGGUCGAUGACCUCCGGACGCGCCUCCUCCGAGAGCGCAACUGGACUCACCACUGCAUUCUUCAGCAGCAGCAGCAGCAGCAGCGGCAGCGACAGCAGGAUUGGCCGCCGGGCCGGCAGUCCAUUGGCCGGAGGGAGCUCCAUGGCGGCGAGCAGCUCCCAAGGCUGCCCGGUACAGGCGGCGGCGAUGGAGGAGGUCUGGAGCGUGAGAGCAAGGCCUCUGCUGCGUCUGUCUCUUCACAAGGCGAGGAGACCGAUCAGAGCAGAAGAAGCAGCCACUCUUUUGAAAACCUCAGACACGCUGAAAGGAAAAUCUGCUCGAGCAGUCCAAACAAGCUCUCGGAGGACCUGAUCAAGCUGACGGUGACCAUCUUCCACAAGCUGAGCAAGACAACGAGUCACGCAGACUCAGAGCUGGAGCUGAGCAGCGCGCCCAAGCUCAACAUCACAUCCUGCAUAGGCUCCUCCAGAAGCCUCGCCCCCAAGCUGUCGUCGUCGUCUUCGAGCGACGGUCCGGCACCGCCCAUCCGCUCCGUCAAGAGCCGUGCAACAACAGCGGCCCUGGAGUGCGGUGGCGAUGAAGGGGAGGCGGCCGGCCGGUGCAAGAGGUUCGUCGAGUUCACCCGUAGCUCGUUCGACGCGAGCCGCUUGUCGCUGUGCCUCGCUGACAUCAAGAACCUGAGAGUGUUGAUGAACAAGCUGUGCACCGUGGAUCCGAGCUUGCUGACCAACAAGCAGAAGCUGGCCUUCUGGCUCAACAUCUACAACUUCUGCGUGAUGCAUGCAUUUCUUCAGCACGGCCUGCCUCCGUCGCCAGACAAGCUGCUGGCCCUGCUGAAUCAGGCUUCGGUGAAUGUGGGAGGAAGGGUGCUGAGCGUCCUGUCGAUCGAGCGUCUGUUCCUCAGGCACCCCCCAGAUGAGUGCAACAAGCAGGGGAUGAUGAUGGAGGAAGGGGAGAGGGAUCUGCAGCUCUGCUACGGGCUAGGGUACCCUGAACCCAACGUCGUCUUCGCGCUCUGCAGGGGCAGCCGCUCCUCCCCACCCGUCCGGGUGUACACGGCGGAGGAGGUGUCGAGCGAGCUGGAGGCGGCCAAGGUGGAGUACCUGGAGCGGUGCGUCCGCGUCGCCGGCGCGAGGAGGAAGAAGGCGAGGUCGUCGUCGGCGGCGGCGACGAUCGUGCUGCCGAAGCUGCUGCACUGGCACAUGCGGUGCUUCGCCGACGACGUGGAGUCGCUGCUGGAGUGGGUCCACAGCCAGCUCCCGCGCGCCACCAGGGCGCCCGAGCUGAAGAGGGCCAUCAGGGAGCUCCUCCACCGUGGCAGGCCCCCGGCGCCGGAGAAGAUGGUGGAGAUCGAGCCAUACGAUGCCGACUUCAGAUACCUACUGCCCCUCGUCUCCUGAAUGCAUAUAGUUGUGUCAGGUUUGCAUAUAUAUGGUGCCGUGGUGUCAGCGAGUACGUACGUACGUGUUGCUUCGUACAGUUAAACUUAAUUUUGUGUAGUUAUUUUUAGGGGAAUUAUAUUUAAUGUGUUAAUCUAUAUCUAUGCAUAUGUUUUCCGAUA
Molecule: messenger RNA, 2328 nt
Organism: Hordeum vulgare subsp. vulgare (domesticated barley)
Lineage: Eukaryota; Viridiplantae; Streptophyta; Magnoliopsida; Poales; Poaceae
Exons: 7
Coding region: 380-2167 (595 amino acids)
Source: RefSeq, a predicted model, not a curated record